This is a messenger RNA of Teleopsis dalmanni, 2992 nucleotides long. It is a transcript of the gene Orc1, whose product is annotated as origin recognition complex subunit 1. Gene Ontology annotation, molecular function: chromatin binding; ATP binding; DNA replication origin binding. Gene Ontology annotation, cellular component: nuclear origin of replication recognition complex. Bases 199 to 2970 code for a protein of 923 amino acids. Gene Ontology annotation, biological process: DNA replication initiation; mitotic DNA replication checkpoint signaling. The record is from RefSeq and is a predicted model, not a curated record. NCBI's taxonomy places the organism in Eukaryota, Metazoa, Arthropoda, Insecta, Diptera, Diopsidae. The transcript is spliced from 6 exons.
AGCCUUCACUCACACAAAACACACUCACACAUGAAAGCUGCUGCUUUAUUGCGCGCCAAAACAUACUUUGAGAACCUUUGUUUUGUGUCAGCAGCUGAAAAUUGGGUUAAUAUUUUUUUUAUUUAUUUUAUUUAUUGGAGCAUUGUAUUUAAAAAUUUAUUUUGCUGAGAUAUCCAAUAAAAAUUAAAGAAGUCAAAAAUGGUAAUUAAAGAGUUAUUUAGUUCAAAUGUUAGUGUUAAGUGGAUAGGAAGUCAAGCAUUACAUUUUGAAGCAACGAAUUUGAAAAAUAAAAACGUUUCUUAUUACACCAAAUGCAUUAUUGGAGCACUAACUUUAAGUGUGGGCGAUUUCGUACUCGUGUCUAAUGCAGAUGCAGCUGAACCGGAUACUGUUGAAGGUUGUGAUAUAGCAAAAAUAAUUUGCCUGUAUGAAUUACAUGAGGACAUGUGCAAAAAGGAUCCUUACCGUGCAUGUGUACAGUGGUAUUCACGUCCUCAAUGUAUUCCUCAUAAAGAAUUUGACACUGAUAAUAUAAAUAUAGACUUUAAUUGUGAAGUUAUAGAAGAACAUCGACCUUACGACGCUGAUAUUUCUUUGGAGACAAUUUUUCGUAAGUGCCUUGUCGUAAUUGGCGAAGUCGAAGAUACUGCGUCCAAAAUUUUAAAUAAUCUCAACUCAUCACGUAGUACAUGUCCAAUGUUUGUUUGUCGAUAUAAAUUUAUUAAAGUAAAACAAUAUUAUCGGUUAGUUCCGCUACAGUACAGUGAAGAACCAUUAGAUAUUGAAAGGAAUACCGUCAGGAAAACGCGUCGCAAUAGUUGUUUUACAGAAUCUACAACCAAAGUUCAAAUAAAUAAUGACAACAGUAGAAGAGUGCGGUCAGCACAUAAAGAAAAAUCUCGAAAUACCGAUAAUAUUAAACGCAGACGGGCUUCUAUGUGCGCGUCAAGUGCACUAGAAUUUGUCGAUAUUAGUCAAUUUUCUACUGAAAAUAAAGUUUCGCCAAUAAAAAUAAUUGGCGGACGAAGUGUGGUAAAACUUUCUGCUAAAAAGAAAAAGGAAGAGGUGAAUGCUAAUUAUCUCAUCACAUCUCCGCUAACUGAGAAGAAUCACAAAGUUCCAAUACAUAACUCUAGAGCUUCAGCAGCUAGACGCAAUUUAAAUUUAAGCCUAGAAAAAGAAGGAAAUGUAACAGCAGAUUCUGAUUGUCUAAAUUAUUCCAUUGUUAAGCCGGUUGAAGAUGAACCAUCAUGCAACAAUGAAAUUAAAAUUAAAUUACGAAUUUCAGAAACGCGGCGCUCUAACAAGUUUAAAUCUAUUGAUGAAGAUCCUUUAGCAUUAGCAGAUAGUGCUUCACAUGAAGACACGCAGAGCAGUCGUAAACGCUUAGGUAUUAUUGAUAAUUCUACACCGAAUAUAUAUAAAACGCCAUCAAAGAAAUCAAAAGAUACUGAUAUAAACUCUGAGAUGACACCGCGGGUCACUGCUACGCGAAGAAAAAGCAUUUUAAAAUCAGCAACAAGUCGUCCAGCUGAUGGAACACCAAAACGCAGUAUACAGCUAUCGAAUAUUGUGGAACGUAGAAUUUUUAAUGAUAAUGAUAUAGUUAGCACACCAAAACGAUCGCGCAAUACUAAAAAUGAUAAUGUCGAUGUCGAAACUCCAAAAACACCAAAACGUAGCUCUCGUAAAUCCGACAUGUAUGAAGAAAAAACUCCAAGCAAACGAUCUUCUAUGACAGCGACACAAAAAUUAAAGCUUUUACGUUCUGGAGAACUAAGUCCCACCAUUGAAAAACGCAUAACGUUCUCAUCAAAACAAAACAAAAAUGAUUUGCAGCUAGCACGAGAACAGCUACACGUAUCUGUAGUACCAAAGAGUCUACCAUGCCGUGAAAAAGAAUUUGAAAAUAUUUAUACUUUUUUAAGAGGAAAAAUAGAAGAUCAAUGUGGUGGCUGUAUGUAUGUAUCUGGUGUGCCUGGAACUGGAAAAACAGCAACAACAACUGGUGUUAUACGUACACUGCAACGCGAAGCAACUGAAGAAAAUUUACCACCAUUUGAUUAUAUAGAAAUUAAUGGUAUGCGUCUAACAGAACCAAGACAAGCAUAUGUACAAAUCUAUAAACAAUUGACUGGUAAAACUGUUUCUUGGGAACAUGCACAUACAUUACUUGAAAAACGAUUCACAACAUCAGCGCCAAGACGUGUUACCACAGUAUUGCUUGUAGAUGAACUUGAUAUACUUUGCAACCGACGGCAAGAUGUCGUAUAUAAUUUACUCGACUGGCCAACAAAAUCACAGGCACGUUUAGUAGUCGUAACAAUAGCCAACACAAUGGACUUACCUGAAAGAUUAUUAAUGGGUAAAGUAACAUCGCGAUUGGGACUUACGCGUCUUACUUUUCAACCAUAUACACACAAACAGCUACAAGAAAUUGUUACGGAACGUUUAAGUGGUUCGGAUGCUUUCAAAAGUGAUGCCGUACAACUUGUUGCGCGUAAGGUUGCUGCAGUCUCCGGUGAUGCACGACGUGCUUUAGACAUUUGCCGUAGAGCUACCGAAAUUGCUGAUGCUUCUUUUGACGCCAACAAUAAAACAAAAUUAUGUGUAAAUAUGGCACAUGUACAACAGGCUUUAGGUGAAAUGAUAGCCAGCGCUAAAGUACAGUCCAUAAAGAACUGUUCACGUCUCGAGCAACUUUUCCUACAAGCCGUCGUUGCAGAAAUAACACGCACUGGUGUAGAUGAAACUAAUUUUAUGAGUGUCUACCUACAGAUUGAAACAAUAGCUGCAUUUAUGGGAGUAACUGUACCUACACCAGGUCGUGCAUUGCGUAUCUGCUCAAAAUUGGGCUCAGAACGACUAAUCAUUUGUGAACAUUCGCGCAAUGACAUUUUUCAGAAGAUUCUGCUGAACGUGAGUAUGGAUGAUAUACAUUAUGCGCUGCGAGUAAAUACUGAAUCAUAGUACAAAAUACAAGAAUAAUAAU